Messenger RNA from Suillus bovinus, 1195 nucleotides. RefSeq lists its product as uncharacterized. The coding region runs from base 153 to 1004 and encodes 283 amino acids. The record is from RefSeq and is a predicted model, not a curated record. Lineage: Eukaryota; Fungi; Basidiomycota; Agaricomycetes; Boletales; Suillaceae. The transcript has 6 exons.
UGCGGUGCACACUGCACACGCUUGGCACACGCACACAACAAGCACAGCCUAAGCAGAUUCAACUUGAUCCAUGUGACAAGUCUAUAUAUGACUGUCGCUUCCAGUACCCAGCGGAUUUUCUUGAAUACUCGAACACUCAUUACACCAUAUUGAUGGGCAACGCAGCUCGGAAGUUUGUUGAUCUCAUCAGACAAUCCACAGCGAAGUGGGCCAACUGGGACCCACCUAUACCCAUUCCAGUCGGUGCAUAUGGCAGGCUGAAUGCCGAGACAGGCGAAUUGGACAUCGAAGGCAAUAUCUAUGAUCCAGAUUUCCAGGUCUUGCUGGAUAAGGUGGACGGGCAACUGAAGCUAGCAGAUUUCCCUCCUCAGAUUGGUGCCGUGGAGGGCGACUUCAUAGUGUGUACGAUGGGUGUCCGGCGGAAUGAUCUCAAGAUCGGUGGAGAGAUAAAUGUCGCUGGUCUGGGCCAAGCAUCUAUCAAAGGAGAGUGGCAGUUUCAGCGCGGCAAGCGUGGUGCCCUCCUGAUCAUGCACAAUCCGAGACAAGAAUACGUUCCGCGUGGCAGGGUUUUAGAGGCUCUGUACAAGGUCCCGGAGCUCAAAGACAUGCACAUUGUCAACUCCAUCUUCAAAUGUCCCGCCUACACCAUAUACCUUUCGGACAAAAGUGGAGAGAAGAUUUCCUUGGCACUUACUUCCAACGGGAAUGCAAGUGAGUCCUCACAGUGGUGGUCAGAUACGAAUGCGAGCCUGCUGCGGAAGGGCCAUCACAAGGACUACAUGUUCACUCCACUAUAUGGGCUCAAGCGCAAGUUGCCAUUGAUACGACGUCUAAUGCGAGAAUCUCCUGUACCCGAUCCCGAAGGUGAUGACUUUUGGGUGGACGUGCAUGUGCCAUGGGAUCCCCUGGAUGAUGACGGCGAUGAGGAGUAUUCAUUAGAGGACGAAGAAGAUGAUGGAUGGGUUGAAGACCCAGAGAGACAUGAAGAUGCCGAUAGCAUAUGACCAUCCUUUUAUGAUGAAUGUUUUAAUAGUUAUCCCCCCUAUGGUCAUCGACAUCCACCCAGUCGAUCUUGUCCUAUCAUGUUGUCGUAUAUUACGUUUGUAUAAAGUAGCACUGCCCCAUAGUCCAUUUUUAUCUAGCUGACACGUGCAAUCGACUUGCUGCACGGAGUAGGAAUUCAGUGAGAGCACCA